UCCCAUUGGGCCGAUUUCCGCCCCUACGUAUUGCAACUAUCGUGAUUAAGGCUUGAACAAAGCAAGGCAGAUGAUAUUGAACUGCGGCGCAGUGUUUGUUCAAUGGCGAGUUUCUUCACGCGCGAGGACAACAUGCUCGGCUUCUCCGCCUGCUACCGCCGACCAACUCCGCCACCAACUUGAUAAUCUUCAAAAGGAGGCCGACAACACUAGAGGCAAAGCCAGUAGUGCAAGAUUGAGACUCAUGCGGUUGUCUGAAGCGGCUGAGAAGCUUAGACGACAAGCGGCGGUCAGUAUUCAAACUGGAAAAGAAAAUGAUGCUAGGGAUUUGCUUUUUCAAAAGAAGAAGGUAAUGCAAGCCCUCGAGAAAUUGAAGGGUCGUAUCGAAUUGUUUGACCAACUUUCUGCGAAAUUGAAUGAGGCAAUCUCCAUGAAAGAAAGUCUACUAAUUGAGAAUAUGGGAUUGGAUGUUGAAGUUAGUGAGACAGAACCAACUAGUCCCGUUCGAAUUGUAUCUCCAUCGCAGGAAAGUUCAAACAAUACAGAUGCUGAUCUGGAAAAUAUAAAUGAUCAGCAAUUGCAUAUUAUUCCCGAGAAUCAAGUUGACCCUCUUGCAAAAAACGAGCUUUCCAGUGAGAAAAGGUUAACUUCAUACGAGGACUUCAUGGGAGACAUAGAUCAACAGCUCAAGAGGAUUGAAGACGAACUAGAAAUGUUUUUAAGGUUUUCGAGCUUACUUUUGGAAAACAAGGAAAAACCGGAAUAUGCAAAGGUGCAGCAUGUAACAGAAAUUCUUGCAGGUGUUUCUCAUAUUCGAGAAAGAAUUGGAACUAUCAAGCAAACAAGAUGAGUUGUAAUGUAAUGAAAUGCCGUUUUUAUGGACUGAGUUGCAAUUUGUUUGGGCAUUGUCUUGGUAUGAAAUCAUACUGCGGAUAGGUAAGAUGACCAUGCAUUAGCACGAUGGCUAUUUUUCGUUUCGUUAAAUAUGUGGUCUAUAUAUCAAAUAAUCGAUCUUGAAUUGUGAAUUAACGUCCAUAUUACCGUUAGUAAUGAAGUCCGAUUUUUCAAAGAAAAUUUGUAUGUAUAUUACCGUAUAUAUAAGAAUAGUAAAUUCUAUUUCUUUCUUGAUCAUGUUUAGUGCUAUUUUGAUGGCGUAAACGAUUAUAGAGCAGCAACAGAGUCCAGAGACAAUAAUAACAUUACUCUUGUACUUGACUAGUUGAUUUUUACAUUUGCAGCAUUACUAGAAUUUUGGUUUCA
Erythranthe guttata (spotted monkey flower) is the source of this 1260-nucleotide messenger RNA. RefSeq names its product forkhead-associated domain protein. The record is from RefSeq and is a predicted model, not a curated record. NCBI's taxonomy places the organism in Eukaryota, Viridiplantae, Streptophyta, Magnoliopsida, Lamiales, Phrymaceae.